Molecule: messenger RNA, 2180 nt
Organism: Mercenaria mercenaria
Lineage: Eukaryota; Metazoa; Mollusca; Bivalvia; Venerida; Veneridae
Exons: 11
Coding region: 6-2084 (692 amino acids)
Molecular function (GO): DNA-binding transcription factor activity
Source: RefSeq, a predicted model, not a curated record
UAAAGAUGGCGGACAAACGUCUCAACUGUACUUACAGAACAUUAGAAGAGGUGUUUUGCGCAAUAAAAGACCAUGAAAUACAAUCAACAACAACAUUCGUUUCGGGAACCACAGUAAAAGAUUUUGGAAAACAUUCUUUGGAUAGUAUCGCCAACAAAAAGAUUUACUGGUAUAAUUCAAAACCAUAUAUAAACCUUGGAAACAAAGUCAUGUAUUGUCAUCAUGGGAAAGACCACCACAGAAGGAGAAAGGAGAGACUAGAAGCCUCCAAACCUUUAGACCAGAAGCCAAGAAACAAAAGUUGCAAGAAGCUAGACUGUCCGGCACAGAUAAUUAUAAAAGAGAUAGUGCUGUUUCCACUCUUUAAGGCAUCAACUGAAAAGAAGUCAGUGAAAGAUAGAGUAAGCAGAGAGUUGAGAGAAUCCUGGGCCAGAGGUGACUUGAUACAGGAGAAACUAUUUCUGGUUGGUACUCGUUAUGAACACAAGAAUCACGCAAUUGGAAAAGCGGCAGAAAUUUCUCAGCCGGUUCACAGAGAUAUCAUCAAGAAAAUCCACGAAAUGGUUGAUGAAGGGGUUAGAGAUAUGGAUGAGAUGAGAAGGCAUAUUAAGUUUUUUGUACCACAGUUGACACAAUCAGUCCCAAGUGUAACAAACCGAAGGUUCUAUCCAUCAAUGAAAACAAUUAAAAAUCAUAUGUACUUGGCCUCAAAGAAAGAUGAAACCAGCAUUUCAGACCAAGACAAAUUGAGAGAAUUUCAGAUGCAUCCAAGUGUACAAGUCGAAGGGACAGAGGCAGACUACAUUCCUGUCCAGUGCUUUGACCCAGUUUGUGCAUAUGAGACUCCACACAUGCACUGUCCAUUCUGCGUAAAGACCAAAUCAUACACUGAUCCUGCCAUCUUAAAAGCCCAUUACAGAGUGGAACAUGUUGAUAAAGGCAUUGAAUUUGCAGGGAUGCAAGUCCUACGCUGUUGUGACCAAUGUGAUAUUUUUGGUGUCAAAAAGGGAGAGAAAAAAAUGAAGGAAGCUCACUGGCACUGUUACAAAUGUCGGAAUGGAUUUAACAGAAGACAUGAAGCCAUUACACAUUACAAAAAUCAUUUGAGAAAUCCACAGAAAACAUUUCCGAUUCAUAAUUCACAGGAUAUAUACCAGCCAGUUACCCAAGCAACUGAAGCAAAAAAAGCUGCUGCCUGUAUAUCGACAGACAGUUUCUCUGUACAUGAUAGUAUAACAGAGGGCGCCGCAGCUCAUUCCAGUGGUAUAUCAAUGUUGUCCCGAGGUGUAGGGGCUGUGGAGACAGUUGGUAUCUCAGACACACAGACCGUCAUGGUAAUACAAGAUGAUGGACAGGGAAAUUUCUCAACUGUUCAGGAGCUUGGCACUAUACAGGACUUGGAUCCUCCUGACCAUACUAUAUUUGAUGAAACAGAAGAUACCAGUCAAGACACCAUUCAGGAACUGAGAGACAAGAUUGCACAACUUGAGAAAGAGAAAGCUGUACAGAAAGCUCACAUUGAUUUACUCAGUAAAAAGAUUGAAGAGCAAGCUGAGCAAAUAGCAUCGUAUAAAUUGAAGGAACAAAGUUUGCUGAAGCAGAUGCAAGAGUUACAGCAGGGCAUGUCGGUCCCGCGGGACAAGGCGAUGCAAGAUCUAUGCAAUCAGCUAGAAACUCAGCAUAGAGAAUUUAUACGUAAACAGAUUACACAGCUCAAACAUUCUCUUGUUCAAACCAGUGUCCCACAACCAAAAAUGACCGUGUUAAACACAAACGCGUUAAGUACGCAAUUAGGUCAAACAGUUAAUUUACAGGCAUUCCAUACAUAUGCUACUAAUGCUACACAAGUAGCUGUUUCAUCGGAUGUUAACCACUCUGCUGGUCUUAAUGAAGUGAGUUCUGGUUCUUUAAAAACUGAAGUGACUGAAGUUGACACUAAUAAUUGUGUUGAAGAAGGAAAAGUGACAGAUGAAACUAACAGUCAAAGGAGAAACACUAUGAAAAAGAAACUGAUUAUCCUGGAAAUACAUAAUUUACCGCAGCAGUUAGAUGGUAACAUUUUUGACGAGCCAAAAGAAAAAUGAUAUGGUUGGAAAUAAUAGUGUUAUUUUCAUCAGGUUAUGGAGUUAAAAUUUAUAUAAUUUGCCACUUUGUUCAAAAUAAAAUUCAUGAAAAAUUUU